CAAGUUGGCUUUUUCCGAAACCUAAGAACCGAAGAGAGAUUUCUAGCUCAACAUACAGUUUCAGGGGCUAAUGCAGUAUAUUUAGGCAAUAGAUUUUUUAGGAUACGAUCGGAUAUCCUGUGUGGAUAUUUACUCGACAUAUAGUUUUGCAUACCUAGAGAAAUAGCCUAUAGGUAUAAGCGUUUCACCAUACGCCCCCGUGCCCUGCCAUUUAAUUAGAUCCCCGGGGUGCGGAUCAGCUUGGCACCGUCACUACGUGCAAGCGAAACCGGUUGUUUGUUUGUUUUUUGCUCCGGGAACACUGGCCACGGUCCUCGCGCGACUUCACUUCUGCACCGGCGGCGCGGGAAGAAAAUCGAGCCCGCAGUCCAGCUGCAGCUCUUGGGGCAGUUCUGCACGACUCAAUCGGAUAGAUGACGAUCUAACUGUUCGGCCGCCGACAAAUGCAGAGUGUAAUGUUUUGGUCGAUGUGUGAGUUGCUGUGGGAAUGAGAUUGCGUGGCAGGGAUUUGGAGGAUUCCACUGUCUCCUGGAUACCAAGUGUCCUGGGUGUGCAGAGUGUCAGGCUCCGCCUUCGCCUUGAUCGGCGUGACGACGGGGGGAGGGGCUUUUGGCAACUCGUUGACCUGGAGGGAGUGGAAGCACAGAGUGGGCAGCAGUUACGGGAUAGGACACCACCAACUUGUUCACAAAGUCUGAUGAGUUUUCCUGCUGCUGUAUCAGUUCAGUCAGGGGGUGGAGAGAUGCAAUCACCUGGGGCCAUUAGCCACUCCUUCCUCCCGCCCCCCAGUGGAAAAAUUCCAGGUCGCAAGAGGGGUCGCCCACCCUUGAAAAGGCACCCGGAAUAUCAGAGUCACUAUCCAGAAUCCCUCCCACCCAUUAAAGUGCCUAAGAAGAGAGGGAGGAAGCCUGGUUUUAAGCUGAAGUCUCGUUUGAUGACACCCUUGGCCAUCUCCCCUCCCAGUAGCACCCCAGAGCCAGACAUGAGCUCCAUUCCCCAGGAUGCUGCCACUGUCCCACACUCAGCCACGCCACAGGUCCUCACAGUUUGUAUCUACGUGAAUAAGCAGGUGAACACGGGUCCUAACCUGGACAGGCAGAAGGUGCUGCAGUUGCCAGAUCAUCUAGGUCCGGCGAGGCCUUCUGUUGUGCUGCAGCAGGCAGUACAGGGCUGCAUUGACAGUGCAUACCAGCAAAAAGCCGUCUUCACUUUGCUCACUGAGGGCUAUGGGGGUGAAAAGAUAUCAGCCACCUUUGACGGUAAGCAGCAUCUGUUGAGCUUGCCAGUGGUAAACAGCGUGGGCUACGUCCUGCGCUUCCUCAAGAAGUUGUGCCGAAACCUGCUGUGUGAGAACCUCUUCAGUGACCAGCCUUUUGCCCCUUCAUCAUCCCCCUCCUCCUCUUCCUCCUUCCACACUGAAAAGCACUCAGAUGGCCAGCCCAAGUCAACAAACUCGAUGGUGGAUGACUACCAUGGAGAUUCAAUGGACCCUAAGCGCUAUUCUGUUGACCCCAGUGAUUCUGCCUUUGGUGCGAUGUCCUUGCCAUACACAGCUACCAAACCUUCUUAUGGUUUUCGUUCUGGCUCCGCUUACUCUUCUGGAGGUGUUUGCAGGCAGGCAGCCAGUCCCAGCACAUUCCAGGAAGGAAAUAAAAGUGCCUACAGUCCAUGCCCAGAGGGAGGGGAGGCAAAGCCCCCACCAAGUAAGGACCCCUCCAGGUGGAGUGUUGAUGAGGUGGUGUGGUUUAUCAAGGAUGCAGACCCUCAAGCGCUGGGCCCACACGUGGAUCUCUUUAGAAAGCAUGAGAUUGAUGGGGAUGCUCUCCUUCUUCUGAAGAGUGAUAUGAUCAUGAAGUACCUGGGACUCAAACUGGGCCCUGCUCUCAAGCUCUGCUACCACAUCGACAAGCUAAAACAGAACAAGUUCUGACCUGUCUUUGACACAUCAUACCCCCUAUCCACACAAACACUUAUGGAUUCUCUCACAGUAUUUACUCUCAUGACAACAGUCCCCCCCUUUAUGUACAGGAUGUUUUGUCCUCUGGUCAUUCAAAGACAGGCACCAGAUCUUCUCUAACAUUUCACCAACCACAGGAUUUCCUUGUGCUAAUAUAAAGUGUUCGAACAUUUAAUUGGUCAACUGACAUUGGAUCACUGCUCUAAUCGAAAAGCUGCAUUCUGAGAUUUUAGUUCUCCUUAAGCAAGUGAUCAGUUUUAGUUUGAGUUUUAAGUGUUAAUCACAAAUAUUCAAACGGAUGUAAUUGGAACAAAUGUAUUAGAUUACAAACAAACUCAUUCAUAUUUUCCAGAGGCAUGGACACAUGGUCUAAAACCAUAUGAACUUCAGCCACCUGCUGGUGAAGUGGAAUCAUUGCAACUCCAUUAAACUAACCUUCAUUGUAACCAGGUACCGUUCAGCUUUUAUUUUCAGAGAGCAGCUACUUCAAAGGCCAACAGUGUGGGAGAUCAGUUACAAUCAGAGUUUUGCAUUCUACAGUCACAUCUUUUGAUUGAACAGAUACGCACACAGUCUGAACCAGCAAAUCACAGGCACAAAUGCAACUUGGCUCAGCAAUGGACCAGUCACAUCAAGUGUUUGAAGUCCACCCAAGUCAGAACUUAACAGGAUGUGCUACAAGGAAUGUAUUGCUAUGUUCAUGAACAACAGUGCAUUAAAAACACAGUAAUGCACACCAGGUGCUCAACCAUCAAGUGAAAUUGUACAAAAACAACAAUACUUUACAUACAGUGAACUGGAACACUGAUACUGUAUGUUUCGCACAGUGGACCAAAUGCAUGGAAAACAACAACAGAGAGGUCUCAUUACUUGGAGGAUUUUGUCAUUUAACCUUCUCACUCACAAAGGAAAAGCCCUAAAUGGAACAGUUGCUCAGAUACCACAAAAACAUUUACAGAUCAUUGCAAAAUGUACAGAUUAUUUUUUUAAGUUGUGUAAAUUGUCAUGUUUUUAGAUGAACAUUUUCACUGUGCAUAUUAUACUUGGUUUAAAUUGAUUGCCUUUCAUAAACUUAGAGUACUUAGGUGAACACAAGAUGAGGUAAUUUAGAUGUGCUUUGACGUUAUUAUUUUACUGUUACAGCCAUAUUUCAAUGUUUCAAAGUCACUACAGCUUGGCCUCGAACACCAUACAAAUUUGCAAGAGAGACAUAUAAGGACAUUUAAGUGGCAUUCAGAAUACUGUGUUAUUUUUCAGAAAAGAAAACUUAAGUUUGAUCUGAUGAUGUCAUCUCCUUAAGUGGAUUACACCCAAGUGUACAACUUUUCUGUCCGUGCAAUCAUGUGUAAAUAUUAUAAUUUAUGUUGAAGUCACAGAUACAAUCUACAAAUUAAAAGUUUCAAAAGGAGUACAUUAAAACUAUUUAGAUCCAUUUAUCUGAUGCAUACAGUAUGUUCAACAUUUACAUGUAAUCAGCUACCAGUUAGCUUUGCUGUGCUAGACUUCAUUGUUGUACAUUCUGCCUCUUAAAGCAACUGCUAUGCUAACUUGUGCAUCUGUACAGAAUCAUUGUCUAUAAUUCUACAUUAUAAUUAAUUAAUAAUAUAUUAUUAUUAUUAUUAUUAUUAUAAUUCCCCAUGUUGGAGCAGUUUGUAAUAGUGCUUUCAAUUUAAAAUGUGCAAGUGAAGAAUCAGCAACAUUUUUGGCACCAGAACAUUAUAAAUGGAAUGAAACCGUAAAAUCUGGUGUUGCUUAAUGAAUUCUCUUAAGGUUCUAUGGAAUUCGAAAGAAUGAUCCAGAUUAAUUACCCCAAGGCUCAUGUUAUGAAUACAAGUGGUAUUAGCUUUAAAGCAGACAGUUUUUUGAUUUACAAUCAUGUAGUCAAUCAGUGGGAAUAUCUUGUUGUUUCAAAAGCCCUUUAACAGAGUAAUAGCAACACAAGCACUCCUUUCUCUGGCUACACUUAAUGUUAUUUCUAGUAGGAAGCCUUGACAUUUCCAUAAUAAUCUUUAAUUAUUUUGGGACAGCUUAUGCCCUCAUGCAGAUAUUUUGCUGACAUAGGCAGGCUCAGAAGCUCCUGGCUAGAUAUUACCAAUGAUUGUGUCAGAAAUAUGAGUGAGGUUUUUAGGAUAUUAUGCUCUUCCGUUCUGCUAUGGUUUAAGCUUUUUUGUAUGUGUGUGAGUAUGUUAGGCUUGUAUGUUUGCCUCCACAUCAUUCCUUGCCAUUUCUUGUUCCAUUAAUUUAAUAUAAAUUAAUGGAAAAUGUAAGUGUACAUUUAUAAAUGCUGCUCUUGAUGAUAGUCCCAUGCAAAAUAGUCCCCUGUUGUUUUAGAGAGACAUUUGUUAACUGAAGAGUUUUAAUGAAAAAAUGUGUGUAUAAAUACACAACUAGAUGGGGACUGCAACAUGGACCAUUCAUGUUGGUGCUACAAUAUGACUGUGUAUUUAACUAAUAAUGAUUUUAUGCAAACAUUCUUAUGGUUGGUUUGCUUUAUUUCUUCAGUUUGGCUUCAGUGUUGUGACUCUUGUGACUAAGGACAGGCUCUGCAUUGCGUGUCUGUUUGUUAGAUUAAUAAUAUAGAGCAUUAUGAAAGAGACUGAAUAAAGCAUAAUGAACACCCUAUACUGAACUCUAACUGUAUUUGUAGUUCUAUAUAUUGCUAUAUCACUAAAUAGAUUGCUGUUUGUACUUCUUGCUCUUGUGCAGACAGAAACAACUCAGUGCUAGCCAGAACCCAUAUACAAAUGUUACAUCGUGUACAAGGCCAUUCUUAAACAAUUCAAAUAAAGUAUUUUCUGCACUUGAGAGAAUGCAGAGAAUAUUCUAACACCUUUCUAAUUUAAUUCUUCAAAUCUCAAAAGUACAGUGUGCCAUGGCCAUGAUGAGGUAUUAUUAUUUUCUCCAAGAUUUAAGAUAAUAAAAAAAC
Molecule: messenger RNA, 4883 nt
Organism: Xyrauchen texanus (razorback sucker)
Lineage: Eukaryota; Metazoa; Chordata; Actinopteri; Cypriniformes; Catostomidae
Product: sex comb on midleg-like protein 4
Exons: 9
Coding region: 488-1930 (480 amino acids)
Molecular function (GO): protein binding
Source: RefSeq, a predicted model, not a curated record